GACCGUUUGUAGGUCGCACAUGGCGCAAGGUUUCUUUGUACUCACACUUGUGAUUUUAUUUUGAAGUAUUGUGCUUUCACAUAUUGAAUGUCCUAAUCAUACUUUUGUGUUGCCAUCAAUUAUUAUCAAUCACUUUCAUCACGAAAUGCAAGUACACCCAACAUGCUUACCGAGUUUUCGGCUCACACCUCACUCUACAUUCCUGUUCUAGACUCUUGAACACUGUCGUUCAUAUUCCCUCAGCAUACUACCAUAAUAAACGCAAACCUACUCAAGCCUGAAAUUUGCGCUGAAUGGUCGAUAGAAUUUGUGAUAUACCUUCUGACCUUGUAGACCUAACGGUCAUUAACAGAGGUCAGAAAAUAAUUAACGGUUUAAAAAACUUUAAAUUUCCUCCGGAAUAUGGAUUAUUUGCUGCUGUAUUUACGGGUUUUCGCUCGAUCCGUCUGGCAGCUGAAUGGAUAUCAUCUCAUCUAAAUGAUCCACUUUUCACCGAAGAUUUAGAAGUUGACUUUCAUGUACUUUUGAGCCUUGGAGAAAAGUUUGAAGCGGAUUUUUCGUCAUUUUUAUCAGCUGCACGAGCUGCUUUAGGAUGGGAUCAUAUAUCUGAUCAUCGAACGCAAAUUCCUUUGCUUCAUUUAAGAGUCAAACCCCGCGACGCACUUCACUUGGAAUCGAUUUUCAUGAAGUCAUUCGGUCUCUUGGCUCCUUCUUCAUUGACCAAUGCCGAACCCCUGGAGUUCCUUGUAGAUAUAGGAACCUCUGUUGUAUGCAAAUUCUCAGACUCCAAAGUAUAUGCCGUUCUUCUAAAGCUUUGUGAAACCUUCCUUGAAAAUCUGAAAAAAGCUGAAAUAAAUGUUUGUGUCAUAUCUAGUCCAAACGAAUGGAAUAAUCCAUUAAUAUUAGUCAAUAGUAUUAAUAGUAUUGAGAAAAAUUUAGUUUUGAUUCAACUCAAAGAAAUGUAUCUAUCAGAUCAUUAUACUAUCAAUGAAUUAAACCAACCAGUUAAUCAUCAAUUGAAAUUCUGUUUAUAUUCACAUGAUCCACGUUUAAAAGAUUCAAGUUGUGAGGUCUAUGAAAUGUUAACCGAUGUAGAAUUUCAUUCAUCUUCUCCGCCGAUCAAUUCACCUAUCACAAAUGAUAAUCAUAAAAAUGGUGAUAAAAAAUCGCCAACUUGUAAUGCCAAAUUGACAGAUAGUCCGAAUGUUAAUAAUAAUAAUAAUAAUCAGUCACAAUGUGAUUUGUAUUCGAAUCAAAUUCCUGCCUCUAUGUAUCAUUCUCCCGGUUAUCGAGGACGUCUUCUGGAACAUUAUGUUGGUGAUUACAUAUUACUGAUUGAUUCGAUUUCUCUUAAUGAACGAUUAGGUUGUCCAUUAGGCAUUAAUUUAUGCACUGGUGAAUCUGGUUUAUUUAAUAUAUCAGCUGGUAGACGUAUACCACAAUGUCAAACUUGGACGUUGCAUUGUUCUGUUCCAUUAAACUUAACGUCUUCAGUGAAUAUGAAUAACAAUCAUCAACAUCAUCAUCAUCAUCAUAAUGGCAAAACUUAUAAUGAAGAAUUAAAAAAGCGAAUCAGUCAAAAUUCUUGUUUAAUAGUAAAAAACACCACCUGCAACACCACCUGCAACACCAACAACAAUACAUCUUGUCCUACUAUCCGAUCACCAUGUCUUUCAACUUCUUCUACUGAUCAUUCCUUGAAUUUUUUCUCAUCAGCCUCAUCCUCUUCAUCCUCUUCAUCAACAUCAACAUCUUCAACAUCAACAUCAUCGUCGUUAUCUACUGAUCCAGAAAAAUCUAAAUCCAAUGUACCAAAGACUAUCGCCAAUAAUAAUAAUAAUAACAGUAAUAAUAAUACUAGUCAUACAGAUGAACACAUAUCAGAGAAUUCAUAUUAUUACGCGAAUGGUAAAACAACUACAAGUUGUCAAAAUGAACUCCACUUACUAUCACCAUUGAAUAAUACUAACGAUGAAUUCAAUGAACCACAUUCAAAAUCAAUGCAUACAAAUCAUUAUCGACGAUUAGGUAAAUAUACCACUACUCAUCAUCAUAACAGUAAUAAAUCAAGACAAAUGUAUGUUAUGCGACAUGCUGAACGUGUAGAUAUAAGUUUUGGUCAUGGAUGGAUUACUCAAUGUUUUGAUCAAAAAGGAGUUUAUCGUAGAUUCAAUUUAAAUCUUCCACCUUGGUUGCCUAGUCGAACAGAUUGUUUCGAAUAUAUUUUAGAUUCACCAAUUACCCAGAUUGGUUUAUUUGUAUCAGCUGAAACUGGUCGUGCUUUGGCCGAUGCUGGUGUUUAUUUCACUGCAUGUUAUAGUUCUCCAGCGUUUCGUUGUGUUCAAACCGCUUGUGAAUUACUACGUGCUAUGGGUCGUUCUGAUUUACCAAUACGUAUUGAACCACAUUUAUUCGAAUGGUAUGGUUGGUAUGUUGGUGUUGGUGGUGGUGGUGGUGGUAGUGUAGGAGGAGGUGGCAAUGUUAAUUGUCUACCAAAAAUGAUGUCUGUACAACAAUUGAAAUUAGCUGGUUAUAAUGUCGAUGUAAAUUAUAAACCGCUUAGUGCAUUCAAUGAUCAUGAUAAAUAUGAAUCAAUUCAAGGUUAUUGUGAUCGUACUGCUGUUUUAAUUAAACGUUUAUUAAAUGUUCAUAAAUCAAAAGAUACUUGUUUAUUAAUUGUAGCACAUGCCUCUUCACUAGACGCUUGUACACGUCAUCUAGUUUGUCAUGGUUUUCGUCAUAGUUUAUCCAAUGAAGAAUUUCAACAUCGUACAUCCAUUGUACCUUAUUGUGGUUUGUUAUUAGCUCAAGAAAAUCGUCGUUGGAAUUUAAUCGAUCCACCAAUACCGAAUUCAUGCUCGUAUGCUAGAAAUUCUGAUUUCGAUUGGAAACAAUUAUUGGGACCGGCUUUAUGCAAUUUUAAAUUACGCUAAACGAUAGAUAUUCAUUAUCAAAAUUUGUGUUGUUGCAUUUAAUUCCGCUUUCACAAUGACAAAAUUUAUUUAUAUAUUGGUUCUUUCUGCUGACAUGUUGUGUUAUUUUGACUUAUUUCCAAAUGUUUCCACAUAUCUCUUGUGUUUCCUCAAUUCAACGAUGACAACAACUGUACAUCGUUGUUAAUUUUUUCGUCUCGUUUAACAAAUUUACUGUCGUAUUCAUUACUUCCUUGAUGUGUGUGUGUAUGUGCGUAUUAGUCCUUAUUCUCUCGCAGUUUGCAAUCCCAUCUCAAAAGACCUUCCAAGUAAUGAAUGAAAAAAGAUACCGUGUAUACAACAAUCAACAAUGUUAUGGUCAAUUCAUUUCAUACUGUCUAUUGUGUACUGCAUUUCAUCAUUGACAUCAUUCAUUCAUUUGCUGCUUAUAAAGUUUAUGAAUAUUUGCUUUCUAUUUUUUUUGUUGUUGACAAACCAUUGGUAACCAUUGAAAUACAUAUGCCAAUUCUUGUUACGCUACAUUCGGUUUUUCACCCAUUUUCAGUUUAUUCAAGAUUCAAUUUUUUGUUUUGUUUUAUUGUUCCCCUCUUCAUUAUCAGCGUUCAUAUAUAUACAUAUAUUGAUUUUGUAAUAGAGAAUUAUUUAUCUAUGUGUAUAUUUCAUGAGAAAAUUCGAAUUGUUUCAUAAGUUCAUUCAUUAUUGGCAAUAUCGCCUUCUUGUUGGUACUUUAUUUCUCAAUUGUUUCAUUUGGUUCUCUUUUUCAAUGCUUUUUCAUUUUAUCUGACAUGUAAGAUUAUUGUUAUCAAUAGAUACAUUUCUGUUUGUAUUCUCCUGCUCACAGCUUUCUUUAUUUGUAUUGUCCAAAGUUUGACAGUAUGUUUUGUUAUUGUUGUUACAGUGUUACUUUAUUUUAGCUAUCGAGCAUAGGAGAUCUGCAUUCUUGAACAAUAUUUGUUAAGAAUAUCUAAAUAUAUGCUUUAUUUUACCACUAUCAUUUGAUUGCUAGUUAUCAGAAGUCUGUUGUUAGAUAAACGAUAUGGAUGAAUUAAUC
Molecule: messenger RNA, 3984 nt
Organism: Schistosoma turkestanicum
Lineage: Eukaryota; Metazoa; Platyhelminthes; Trematoda; Strigeidida; Schistosomatidae
Source: the annotation of a GenBank genome assembly